AUGCUAAACAUUGCUAUUGUCGGUCCCGGCCUCGUCGGUGGUGCUUUGGUCGAGCAGCUUGUCGCCCACGCCCAGUCCGCGCGCUUCGCUUCCCUGCCCAUCGCCCUCGUCGGCUUGAUCAACUCCAGGAAGAUGGCAGUCUCCGCCACGCCCUUCGCCGCCACCGACCUGGCCGCCUGGCAGUCCUCGCUUCUGGGCAGUUCGGCGCAGCCGGCUGACCUGACCGCCUUCGCCGACACCCUGGCCACGCUGCCUUCGCCCACGGCCAUUGUGGACUGCACGUCCAGCGACGCAAUCGCGAACCUGUACCCGUCGUGGCUGUCCAGGGGCCUGCAUAUCGUGACGCCGAACAAGAAGGCCUUCUCGAACGAGCUCUCGCUGUUCCGUGAAAUCCAGAAGCUGACGCAGACCGGACCCUCGGUCUUCCACGAGGCUACCGUGGGCGCUGGCCUGCCCGUGCUCUCCACUCUGAACGACCUGAUCCGCACCGGCGACAAGAUCAAGACCAUCGAGGGCAUCUUCUCCGGCACCCUGUCGUAUCUGUUCAAUACCUUUUCGGCACCUGGUGCCACCCAGCAGUUCUCCGAGUGCCCCGACCCCCGAGAUGACCUGAACGGCAUGGACGUUGCCCGCAAGGUCACUAUUCUGGGCCGUGUCGCCGGCCUCGAUAUCGGCACCGACACUCUGCCGGUCGAGAACAUCGUGCCCGAGGCAUUGCGCUCGGUCGCCUCGGCCGACGAGUUCAUGCAGCGCUUGCCCGAGUUCGAUGCCCACUUUGCUCAGCUCAACCAGGACGCGAUCAAGGAAGGUGCAGUGCUGCGCUAUGUCGGCAAGGUCGAUGUUGCUGGCGGCCAGAGCUCCGUCAAGCUCGCCAAAUACCCGCUCGACCACCCCUUCGCCUCCCUCAAGGGCAGCGACAACAUCAUCGCCUUCACCACCGAGCGCUUCCCCAACCCGCUCAUUGUCCAGGGUGCCGGCGCCGGUGCUGCCGUCACCGCCUUUGGCAUCUUCGCUGACCUGAUCAAGGUCGCCGCUCAGUUCGACCGCUCCGCCAAGAUCUGA
Linderina pennispora is the source of this 1062-nucleotide messenger RNA. Its product is annotated as homoserine dehydrogenase. The transcript is spliced from 2 exons. The coding region runs from base 1 to 1062 and encodes 353 amino acids. Gene Ontology annotation, molecular function: homoserine dehydrogenase activity; aspartate kinase activity; NADP binding. The record is from RefSeq and is a predicted model, not a curated record. Gene Ontology annotation, biological process: L-homoserine biosynthetic process; aspartate family amino acid biosynthetic process. NCBI's taxonomy places the organism in Eukaryota, Fungi, Kickxellomycota, Kickxellomycetes, Kickxellales, Kickxellaceae.